Hydractinia symbiolongicarpus is the source of this 797-nucleotide messenger RNA. Its product is annotated as sperm-associated antigen 8-like. The transcript is spliced from 8 exons. Gene Ontology annotation, molecular function: microtubule binding. Gene Ontology annotation, biological process: positive regulation of transcription by RNA polymerase II. Gene Ontology annotation, cellular component: nucleus; cytoplasm. Bases 165 to 737 code for a protein of 190 amino acids. The record is from RefSeq and is a predicted model, not a curated record. Lineage: Eukaryota; Metazoa; Cnidaria; Hydrozoa; Anthoathecata; Hydractiniidae.
CUUGAAAUUAUAUGUAAACAAACACUAUGCGAUCGAAAGAGCAACAAACAUGCUUUUUUAGAACAUAAAAUAAAUGACAUCAUCUAGCUAGCUAUACAGGAUUAAUUGGGUACUUCUUUGUUACAAAGCUGUAUAUAUAAAUAAAUCACCAACAAAUACUAGUCAUGUCAGCAAGUAUAACUACAGUUCCUCAGUAUGAUGUAUCACUGGGAAGAACCUUACUUGGUAAUUGGGUUGAGGAAAGACAAGUCGCAUACAUCGAUAACAAACCCCAAACAAUUAAAGAACUUCAUGUUGGGGGACAUGCAGGUGUUUUAACUCAUACAAAGAACACAUCUAGUCCUGUUUCAACAAGCGCAGACUCGUACAAGAAACCGGAAAACCAAACAGUGUGCAAUGUCGGCAGACGAAGGGAAUUGAUGGAAAAACAGCUCUAUGAAACGUUAAGCAGUGAGAUACACGAAACAGCUCACGCAGCACCUCCGUCGCCAGAUUUUGCGUCCACGACGAAGACAGAUUAUCACAGAGAUUUCACACCAGUUGAGCAGAAACCCACCAUGGAACACGACGUGAACGGUGAAGCUGCGAUGACCUUCUGGCACCAAAACAUCAACACUAUUCACGGCGUUACCCAAGUACCUCACCAACUAACGCCGUUCAAGAAGAACGCUGCAUUUAGCACACCUAUUCACGAAUAUAAAGAUUCCCCGAAACCUGGAGAAGAAUGGAAUUAUUGAAGAGUGUUUUAUGUUUUAGUUUAUUUAUGUAAUGAAUAAUAUAUUAACCAAUGAUUUUAA